Molecule: messenger RNA, 206 nt
Organism: Racocetra fulgida
Lineage: Eukaryota; Fungi; Glomeromycota; Glomeromycetes; Diversisporales; Gigasporaceae
Source: the annotation of a GenBank genome assembly
AUGUUUCAAAAAAUAGUGCUUGAAAAUCUUGCGAUUGGUUUUGGAAAUAUUGCCGAUUUUGCAUUUGGAAAACCCGCAGUUGGUCUUGGGAAAGCUGCUCUUGACUCUGCAUUUGAAAAACCUGUGGCUGGUUUUGGGAAAGCUGUUGCUGGUUUUGCGUUUGAGAAACUUGCUGUUCGAUCUGAGAUGGUUGCUGCUGAACUAAU